Aphanomyces invadans is the source of this 2738-nucleotide messenger RNA. RefSeq lists its product as hypothetical. The record is from RefSeq and is a predicted model, not a curated record. Bases 8 to 1540 code for a protein of 510 amino acids. Lineage: Eukaryota; Oomycota; Saprolegniomycetes; Saprolegniales; Verrucalvaceae. The transcript has a single exon.
AUUGAACAUGUCCGUAGCACCAAAGGACGGAUGGGCAUGCUUCGACGAUAGCGACGACGACGAAGGAGUCGCCGAGACGGCGGUGCACGGAUCCGCCACGUUACUCGCUGGACGCAUCUUCACCGAGAUUGCGCGGCACUAUCCUGCUCGGCAAAAGGCCCAUGCCGUGGACUUAGUGCUACGUCCAACAGCCGUCAUUGUUGCGAAUGCCGAGAUGCAGCAGCUUUUGGAACAGCGGCUGACCGAUGCAGGCUGGCAGCUUGUGUCUGACGUAAACAAGGUUGUGGAUGUCGUCGUGGACCUUGUUUCGUUUGCACAGGUGAGUGCCAUUUCCGGCGAGGCUGCGGCGAAGAUUGCCGAGCGUCUUCACGACCGUGUGCUCCCCGGUGGCCUGGUCAUCACUGAAAUUCCGUCGAGUGUCUCAGUCGAUUGGACGUCUGAGCUAUGGAGCACAUCUCAAACGUUGUCAUCGUCUGCGCUGAUGUUUGGUUCGUCGAAGUUUGAGCAGUUUGCACUCACUCGUCGAGCGGGGGUCGCCAACUCAGUGCACUAUCGAAUGGACCCACCAACGUCUCUCGCGCUUGACGUCGAACGCCAAUGGAUUGACACCGUCACUAUCGGCCGCACGUACAACGAGCGGCAGCAUGGCGUGUUGUCCGUCGAAUCGCAUGAGCGAGCCGUUCGCGUCCUUCGGGACUACGGUGUCGUCAUUCUCCGUGGCUUGUUUGACCCUGACACGGUUCGAAAAUGGAGCGCCGCGGCGCUGGAAGACUUUGCCGAUGUCGCGCGCAUUCUAAAAGAGCGCCAUGACAUGGACGUGUUCAAACCAGGCGAGAAACCGCCUCGCCACAACUUUGUCGAGUUUGCAACGCGAGAAGCGUUCCGGUGCGAUCUCCGGCACACCCCUCGACUGACCAAACUUCGCGAAACCCAUCCCGACCCAUCCGACCGGACGAGUCGCGAAAUCAACCCACGUCAUCCUGUUGUGCUUGCCAUCUUGGAAGACGUGGCACAACCAGAUGGCGGUCCGCUCAAUGCAGGCAACUACGGACUGUGGAAUUUUAGCUUUGGUGGACCCGGUAGUCGCCAGCCACUCAUCCAUGGCGACGUCGGCGCCAUCGUGAGCACUCCCGGCUGCUUCAACCAGAAGAUACACGCCGACAUUCCACAUCUGUUCAACACACUGGACUUGCCGCCGCACCUCCUCCACAUGUUCCUUCCAGCCUGCGAAGAUGGAGGGUUCGACGCUGGCCAGACGGCAUUUGUGCUCGAGUCGCAUCGCCUUGCAACGUGCGCAAGGAUGAUGGCUGAGGAUGGACGAGGUGUCGAAGAGUGUGUGGUCAAGACGAUCCGACCGCACCUUGGCCCCGGUGAUGUCGUCGUUUUCGACUGCCGCGUCCUGCACUUAGGGCUGGCCAACACGACUGCUGCUCGAGGAGCUGAAGUUGAAGGCGUGCGGCGGCCGAUUUUGUACGUCAACUGGCACGCGCCAUGGUUCGAAGACAAGAAGAACUGGGAACCCACGUCGUUGUUCCAGUAAUCCGACGCACCGUCAUUGCCUGCUUCGGUGACGUCAUAGCAAAAUUCAACGCUGAGAGACAGCUAGCAAGUGUAACAAUGGGAGAUCCUCGUAUUCGAAUUCGAUCUUACGUUCAGGCGGCGAUGCCAUGGCAGCAUGCAGUGCAGCGACUGCAGCAAAAUGCAUCGAAUGACGACAUUGUGUGUGCUAGGCAGGGCGGGUAGACAUAUCCACACAGUUACUGGAACAUGGUGCGUAGCUUGUGUUCGAGUGCGCACAACGCGCCGAGGUCUGCGUUCCCCAGGAGGUCGGAGAACGCUUCGAGGACUCCUAUCCUUGGCACGUAGCCUUCGAUGCAGCCGAGCGAGUCAAACUCGUACAGCUGGAUCACGAUCAUUUCGAUCAUUUGGCCAAGGAGCAAUUGCACAAGCGCCUCGUACUGGAACACAAGGGGGUAGUACAAUUCGAGCAUCUUGCGUGUGAUGCGUUGAGAAAUGAUCGUCUUGAGUUCGCUCACGAGCACGGCCCCUGAAUCGUCCAGGAUGUUGGCGGAACUGACAAACUUCAUCCGGUAGUUCAUGUGAAUGGAGGCGUACAUGCGGUGGGCACUGACGAGCUUGUCCACGCCCUUGGACGUGAAGGUCACUCCUGUGAUGUGGAGGUCCUCGCGCAUGAUGGACCGAAUGAAUUGCUCCUGCCUCUGCCCUUCGGAUUUGUUCUUGUGGUCGAACCCAAACUCAAACAACGUGCAAUACUCGAACAUGAUCUUGGUCGAGUAGCGGUCGUUUAGCACGGUGGCUUGCAUCGGGUAGUCGAGCAUGCAGUCGCGUUUGCCCUCGAGGCGGUGUAUGUCUCGCUGAAUGUCUCUUACUUCUUCUGCGAGGCGUUCUUCUUUCCGCCGCGAGCGCCGGAUGCCACCGCGGCCCCCUGCUGAGCCGGCACGUGGGCUUCGCGCCAUCGUCGUCGUGAAGGGGGUAGCAGACUCCGUGUCAUCUGCAGACGAUGCAGCCAGCGCCGACGGCCGUUUGGAAGGUACCGCUUUCGCCUGCUGCUGUGCCAUUCCACUCGACAAACUGUCCUCCUUUGCGUGUGCUUUUGCUGAUCUGGCACGUGGACUUUGCGUCAUCAUCGUCGUGGAGGGGGUAGCAGCCUCCAUGUCUUGUGCAGACGAUGCAGCCAGCGCUGACGGCCGUUUGACAGGCCCCGCCUUCGCCCGCCG